AUGCCGCUAGAACCAGGCACCGACCUGCAGGGGGACAGUCGGAGGGCCAAACGCAGAAAGCUCGAGUCAGAUGAUAAAAGAGAAGGGCCCCAAGCUUUCCGCUAUGGCCAUUAUGGCCAAGUAGUACCUGGGGCUCUCAAAAUGGAAAUCAAAAUGUGCGACGGCGGGACAUAUGAUGAUUCUGACGGCGAGAAUUCGUGGCCAGAGAACAUCUUGCGCAAUGAUUCAGCUGUCUACUGCACAAAGUCAGAUCGAUGCAAUCUUAUUCUAAAACAUCGGGGAGACGCCCCCUUCUGCUUGAGCAAGAUUGACAUCAAGGCUCCAAAAUCUGGAUACAAUGCUCCGUAUGUCCCAUCUCGAGCAGUCACUCGUGCACUUGUCUCGUAUCUACUGACCGUUCUCUUUAGAGUCCAGGAAGGAAUGGUGUUCGUGUCUAUGGCGUAUGAUGAUGUCUUGGCACGUACCGCCGCGUUCAAGAUUCUUAGGCCGGCCCCUCGCCGUUCUAAUCGGAGCAGACGUACUGGUCUGCAGCCUUCUGAGGCAUAUUUGAACGCAUUCCGGACGCCUCUUCAGACUUUGGAAAGAGCCGUAUUUGGAAAUACAGAUUCUCCUUCGGAUUCUGAUAGCGACAUCAGCACCAUAGCAGGCCCCGAUGCACCCGAUCCCAUGGCUGAGUUUCAGGUAACGACUGAAUAUGAUGGUGUUUCUGAUAAUGAUGAUGGCUGUGAUAUGGACGAUGAGGAUGAUGCGGAUGAUGUUGACGGCUCCGAAAGCGAUGAGAGUGAAACUGAAAGAGGGGUUGCUUCCGACGAGGCUACCUUUUACCGGAGACGUGAUGAAAUGCUACAGCGUAUAGAGGCCGUGGAAUGGUCGUACGAGAUGGAACAGCGCGGGCUCGAAAGGCGGCGUCGGAUCCCCAAUCGUGUCGAACCUGCUGCAUCAUCCGCGCCCCUAGAGUCUCGACCUGUAGGCCCAUCAUCUCCGCCUGUGUUAAAGCCCCAUGCUCGCUUCUUCAUAGAGCGAGCAAAGAGCAUGGUCAGCAUCAAGUUUGAUCCACCGGCCUCUGGCAGAUACAUCUUGAUCAAGCUCUGGAACCCCCGCAACGAUGGCAAUAUCGAUAUUCGGAGUAUCAUUACGUACGGCUUUGCUGGUCCUCGAUUCUUCCCCGCUGGAGAAUUUAGGUAG
This is a messenger RNA of Aspergillus fischeri NRRL 181, 1185 nucleotides long. RefSeq lists its product as uncharacterized. The record is from RefSeq and is a predicted model, not a curated record. The transcript is spliced from 2 exons. Bases 1 to 1185 code for a protein of 394 amino acids. Lineage: Eukaryota; Fungi; Ascomycota; Eurotiomycetes; Eurotiales; Aspergillaceae.